Messenger RNA from Malassezia restricta, 849 nucleotides. Its product is annotated as chorismate mutase. The record is from RefSeq and is a predicted model, not a curated record. The transcript has a single exon. Gene Ontology annotation, molecular function: chorismate mutase activity. Gene Ontology annotation, cellular component: cytoplasm. Gene Ontology annotation, biological process: aromatic amino acid biosynthetic process; chorismate metabolic process. Lineage: Eukaryota; Fungi; Basidiomycota; Malasseziomycetes; Malasseziales; Malasseziaceae. The coding region runs from base 1 to 849 and encodes 282 amino acids.
AUGGCGGACUCGAUCAACUUCCACCAUGCGAGUGUGCAAGAGAUCCUAUCGCUGGAUAAUAUCCGCGCGUCGCUGCAGCGUAUGGAGGAGUCGAUUGUGUUUCGGCUGAUUGAGCGCGCGCAGUUUGCGUACAAUGCGUGUGUGUACCAGGAUGGAGCGUUUCCCGAGCUGCGAGAGAAGGAGCACUGGACGGGCUCGUGGCUAGCGUGGUCGCUCAGGGCUACGGAGGCAUGGCAUGCGAAGCUUGGGCGGUGGCUUGCGCCUGAUGAGCAUCCGUUUACGCCGCUGGACCAGCUGCCUGAGCCGGUGCUCGCGCCGAAUGACUAUCCUGAGAUUUUGCAUCCCCACCGCGUCAAUGUGACGCACGAGAUUGUACAGUUUUACACGCAGGACAUUGUGCCGCAGAUCACGAUCCGCGAGGGCCGGCCGCUGAACGAUCGGCAGUAUGGCUCGUCGGUGGUGUGUGACAUUGAGGCGCUGAGUGCGAUAGCGCACCGCAUCUACUUCGGCAUGUUUGUGUCGGAGAGCAAAUUUCGGGCGGAUCCCGCGGCGUUUAUCCCGGCUAUCCAGACGCGCGACACGGACGCGCUGGCGUCUCUCAUUACCAAGCCGGCCGUGGAGCAAAAGCUGCUGGAGCGCGUCCACCAGAAAGCCGAGGUGUACGGCCAAAACCUGGACCACACGCACCAGGCGGCCGCGGAGCGCAAGAUCCAGUCGGACGACAUGGUCCGGCUGUACCAGCAAUACAUUAUCCCGCUGACGAAAAAGGUCGAGAUAGACUACCUGCUUCAGCGCCUCGAUGGCCUGUCGCCCGACGAGCUCGCGCGGCUACAGAAUCGAGCGGCAUAG